Alternaria burnsii is the source of this 1092-nucleotide messenger RNA. RefSeq lists its product as uncharacterized. Bases 1 to 1092 code for a protein of 363 amino acids. The record is from RefSeq and is a predicted model, not a curated record. Gene Ontology annotation, molecular function: methyltransferase activity. The transcript has 9 exons. Lineage: Eukaryota; Fungi; Ascomycota; Dothideomycetes; Pleosporales; Pleosporaceae.
AUGAGUCUCAACGCCACAGAAGGGCCGUCUCCGACAGCAGAGAGUCCCCCAACGCCGCCUGCAAAUAUUACCCCGGUAACUGCCGUGGAAGGGAUCCCUGCUGCGGCUGAAGAAACUGCCGAGACGGUCUCGGUGGAAGCGACCAUCUCUAUCGACCCAUUGGAAGAAGAUACUGAUACAGACUCCGCGUAUGGAGACGAUAAUGGGAGCACUACGUCCUCGAUCGCAAGUAGUAUUCGGAGGUACCGUAAUUUGCAUGGACGGACGUAUCAUAACUUCAACACGGAAAGCUCCUCGGAGUACUGGGGCCCAAAUGAUGACAAGAUGAAUGAGCAACAUCAUAUGCUAACGCUCAUGCUGGACGGGAAGCUCUUCCUUGCACCAAUCGGUCCAACUCCACAGAAAGUAUUGGACGUCGGAACAGGAACUGGAAUUUGGGCUAUUGACUUCGGAGACCAAUUCCCAUCAGCAGAGGUGAUCGGUGUAGAUAUCUCACCUACACAGCCGACUUUUACCCCUCCAAAUGUCAAGUUUGAGCUCGAUGACGUUCAGCUUGAGUGGACCUACCAACCAAACAGUUUCGAUUACAUCCACGUGCGCUGCAUGCUUGGUGCAAUUCAAGACUGGGCACAUCUCUACCGCGAGAUCUACAAAUGCACCAAGCCCGGGGGAUAUAUCGAACAUCUCGAAAUCUCAAUCAUGUUCAAAUCUGAAGACGGUACGGUGACAGAAGACCACUUUAUGGCGCAAUGGUCCAAGAUACUCCUUGGUGCUGCCGAGAAGAUUGGCAAAACCUUUGCCAUCUACGACUUCAACCGGGAGAUGAUCACGCAGGCAGGCUUCGUCGACGUUGUGGAGAAGAAGUUCAAGGUCCCUGUUGGCACAUGGCCGAGAGAUCCGAAGAUGAAGGAGUUGGGCCAGUGGAAUCUGCUCUUUUGUCUUGAGGGGCUGGAGAGCUGGAGUUUGUAUCUACUGAGUAUGAUUUUGAAGUGGUCGUACGAGGAGAUCCAGGUGCAUAUUGCGACGAUGCGCAACCACCUUUUGAAUCGGAGGAAUCACGCUUAUUAUGAUAUGCACGUUCUGUCCUUGUAG